AUGGAUCUCAGUAGCCAACUUCGUGCCUCAAUACUGGUUCAAAAUCUUCCACACCCCACAACAACGUUCUUAAACUCUCUUGUAACCGCACGCUCUCCUCCACCACCGUUGCCAUCUCUGUUAGCUACCGCCAAAGCCCGGUUAUUAACAGCGGAUUUGACUAGCAGCACUAUUAUCAACACAAGCUCCAUCCAGAGUUUCCCCUCUGAGGCCGACUCCACAGAGUCUCGCGAGAAGCGCCUCCCAAGGCCAGUGCAUGUUCAGGUGCUGGAUAUUGAGAAUCUAGCACUGAGUCGCUGGGAGCAAGUUGAAGAGAUGGAGGCUGUAGCGAGGGGCGAGACCACGCGUGGAAGAGAAGUCGUGCGUGUCACAGCAGAAGAUGACGAUGAUAAUGUCGUAGAGGGUCAGACUCAAACUCAGACUCAGCGAACUGCGGGAGCUCGCAACACAGCAGGUCCAAAACCCGCAGGCAAGAAUGCGACGCAUAGACUUGUGCUGCAGGACUGCAAGGGGACAAAAUUAUACGCGCUGGAGCUACGACGUUUCGAUGGGAUAGGCGUUGGAAAGACUCAGAUUGGUGAGAAAAUGCUGCUCAAAGCUGGAACGGUGAUUGCGAGGGGCAUGGUUCUUUUAGAGCCUGAUAAGUGUGUUGUGCUCGGUGGCAAGAUUGAGGCAUGGCAGAAGACGUGGCUCGAUGGGAGAUUGGCAAGGUUGAAGGAGGAGAUAAGACAGAAUGAGAGGCAAUGGUCGUGA
Molecule: messenger RNA, 753 nt
Organism: Fusarium sp. VM40
Lineage: Eukaryota; Fungi; Ascomycota; Sordariomycetes; Hypocreales; Nectriaceae
Source: the annotation of a GenBank genome assembly